This is a messenger RNA of Grosmannia clavigera kw1407, 1422 nucleotides long. Its product is annotated as amino acid transporter. NCBI's taxonomy places the organism in Eukaryota, Fungi, Ascomycota, Sordariomycetes, Ophiostomatales, Ophiostomataceae. Bases 1 to 1422 code for a protein of 473 amino acids. The record is from RefSeq and is a predicted model, not a curated record. Gene Ontology annotation, biological process: amino acid transmembrane transport. Gene Ontology annotation, molecular function: amino acid transmembrane transporter activity. Gene Ontology annotation, cellular component: vacuolar membrane. The transcript is spliced from 4 exons.
AUGGCAACACUCGAGAAAGGACGGCCGGAGACGGUGUCUGACAGUAUCGAGCCCAACAUGAUGGUGGGCAGCAACGCGCCCAGCCUCAAGGGCGAGGCCGAGACGUCGCACGAAGUGUUCAAGGACUCGGCCGACGGGGUCAAUUUCCGUACGGUCAGCUGGCAGAGCGCCACCGUCGUCUUCCUCAAGAUCCAGUUCGCCAUGAGCAUCCUGAGCGUGCCCGGAUCUCUGUCGACGCUCGGGGCCGUCGGCGGAUCUCUGUCCAUUGUCGGAUGGGAGAUCCUUAACACCUACACCGCCUUGAUCCUGGGAGAGUUCCGCGACAGACAUCCGGAAUGUCACACACUCGCCGACAUGUGUGGCCACAUCUGGGGCCAGUUUGGCAAGGAGCUGGUCGGGUUCCAGAUUAUCGUGGCGCAGGUACUGAUCUCGGCUGGUGGCAUCGUGUCGGUCUCGACGGCCUUCAACGCGCUCUCGGACCACGGCGCCUGCACGGUCUGGUUCGGCUUUGUGGCUUCGGUGCUGAUCACGCUCUUCUCGUCCGUCCGGACAUUCUCCCGGCUCAGCUGGCUGACCUGGUUCGGCUUCUCGACCUUUUUCAUCUCCGUCUUCAUCUUUGUCGUCGCCGUGACGCAGCAGAAUCGACCGGCUGCGGCGCCCCAGACGGGCGACUACGAUCUCGGUUACGUGGCCGUGGCCUCACCCGGCUUCGUGGCCGGCAUCAUGGCGAGUUCCAACAUCUUCAUCAGCGGCAGCGGCUCGUCCAUGUACCUGCCCGUCAUCUCGGAGAUGAGACGGCCGCAGGACUACCGCAAGGCCGCCCUCGUGGCCAGCGUGCUGAUCGGCGCCAUGUACCUGACCUUCUCGCUCGUCAUCUACCGCUGGUGCGGCGUCUGGCUCACGACCCCCGUCUUUGGCAGCGCCGGCACGCUCUUCAAGAAGCUCUGCUACGGCAUCGCCCUUCCCGGCCUCGUCAUCGGAGUCGGCAUCUAUCAACACGUCGCUGCAAAGUACAUGUUUGUGCGUAUCUUGCGCAACUCGGUCCAUCUCCAAACUAACACGGUCGUCCACUGGUCCGUCUGGCUGGGCUGCAACCUCUCCCUCGGUAUCGUCGGCUUCGUCAUUGCUGAGGCUGUUCCCAUCCUCAACUAUCUUCUCAGCCUGGCCAGUGCCCUGUGCUUCGCGCCUUUCAGCCUCACCUUCCCGGUCAUGCUGUGGAUGUAUGACUUCAAGGGCUACCGGAGCGGCUCGGCCGUGGAGAAGAGCAAGUAUGCCUUCCACAUCGUCGUCGCUCUCGUGGGCGUUUUCAUGUUGGUUGGCGGAAUCUACGGCGUGGCUAUGUCCUUGAAAGAGGCUUAUGCAGAUGGUCUUAUUGGUGGUGCCUUUAGCUGCGCUGACAACUCUGGAUAUAUCUCGUCGUAG